GCAGGCGGCAGUUGUGUAGAUCACGGAGAGACUACGAGGGUCCGGCUCAGUUUUAAUUCUGUCUCUAAUCUCCACAGCGGCGGCGCUCCCUGGGUCCCGCGGCUCCCCUGCCCACUCAGCCGCCGGCGGCCGCCGGGCUAAAACCAGAGCUUGCCCGCGCCCCCAUCACCCAUCAUGGAAACCCUUCCAGAAAAAGUGGCUCCGGACGCGUGUGCCUGAGGAUUCCGCACAAAAGAGGUGCCCAAAAUGAAGACCCUGGUGCGCCAUGGUCUGGCAGUGUGUUUAGCGCUCACCACCAUGUGCACCAGCUUGUUGCUCGUGUACAGCAGCCUCGGCUGCCAGAAGGACCGGCCCUCCCAGCAGCAGCAGCAGCAGCAGCAGCAGCAGCAGCAGGCGCAUCAGGCAGCAGCGGCCACCGGCAGCGCGCAGCCCUUGGCGGAGAUCAGCGCCCCGUCGCGCCCCGGGCCCCCCGCAGCACCGCGACCGCUAGACGGAUACCUUGGCGUGGUGGACCACAAGCCCCUGAAGAUGCACUGCAGGGUCUGUGCCCUGGUGACAAGCUCGGGACAUCUGCUGCGCAGCCAGCUAGGCCCCCGGAUCGACCAGACCGAGUGUGUCAUCCGCAUGAACGACGCCCCCACGCGCGGCUACGGGCGCGACGUGGGCAACCGCACCAGCCUGCGGGUCAUCGCGCACUCCAGCAUCCAGCGGAUCCUGCGCAACCGACACGACCUGCUCAACGUGAGCCAGGGCACCGUGUUCAUCUUCUGGGGUCCCAGCAGCUACAUGCGGCGCGACGGCAAGGGCCAGGUGUACAACAACCUGCACCUGCUGAGCCAGGUGCUGCCGCGGCUCAAGGCCUUCAUGAUCACGCGACACAAGAUGCUGCAGUUCGACGAGCUCUUCAAGCGGGAGACGGGCAAAGACAGGAAGAUCUCCAACACCUGGCUCAGCACUGGCUGGUUCACAAUGACCAUCGCCCUGGAGCUCUGCGACAGGAUCGACGUGUACGGCAUGGUGCCCCCGGACUUCUGCAGGGAACCCCAUCACCCUUCAGUCCCUUAUCACUAUUAUGAACCUUUCGGACCAGAUGAAUGUACAAUGUACCUGUCUCAUGAGCGAGGGCGGAAGGGCAGUCAUCACCGCUUCAUCACAGAGAAACGAGUCUUUAAGAACUGGGCACGGACAUUCAAUAUUCACUUUUUCCAGCCAGACUGGAAACCAGAACCACUUGCUAUAAAUCAUCCUGAGAAUAAACCUGUGUUCUGAGAAAUGAGUGUGUCAGACCGAAACCCCAAGCACCCACCCCAGAACCAGACACCAGGCCACUGGACUUCCUGAGCCCCAGACACAAAAGAGGAGCAGAAGUGGCAGGAAAUAGCUUCACUCCUCAAGAAGUACCCUGUGCAGAUGCCUACGAGAAGUGACUACAAAACAGCGCUGCUGGCUUACAGGAAAAUGCCAGAAUUAAUGCACUCUGACGUGUGUUCUCACUUUCAAAGAAGCAGACCUCUUCUUUCAAUGAUGCUGCCAUGGUUACAUUUUGGAUCUCUUUAAGUAUUGCCUUCAAAACUGAAACAUGAGCAGCUCAACAGCAUUUAUUAGUUGUAUUCCUUUAUAGAAAUGCCUUGUCAAAAGACAUUUUUCUAUCAAGGUGUAUCCUGAACUGACCUAUAUAACCUUUGUCAUCAGUUGGCCCCUGUGUGUGUGGUUUGUAUAAAGCUGCCUGAAAGUGUCUCUGAUGAGCACAGCUCCGUGGACUUUCCUAAAGCAAAUGCCCAGUAUUUAUUUAUGGAGAGUUUUGUAGUGUACUUUAGGCCAGUAUUUUUAUAGAUUAUUAUGUGGUAAUUUAGCCCUAUCUUUGUUUAGGUAACGUAUUCUAAGUCUUGAAUCCUGAAAGACGGUUGGAAAGGCCUGGAGUCGGGUUGAGGAGUUGCUGUGCUCACAAUGCUCAUGGUCAGCGAGCGGGCAGUUCGAAUUUCCGCUUGGAAAUGUUGUCUCACAUUUUUGCGAACCCUUAGGCUUCCAGAAUAGCUAUAACAUUUUCCAAGGCGCAGAAAUGCUCAAAUGACAAAACUGAAAACCAAAAACUGUGUCAUUAGCACAGAAAAAUACUAAGAAGAGAAACUGAGAGAUGGUUUCCUUCACUAAUAAUCGAUGGAGUUCACUUAAGCCCAGUUUCCUCUUCGGCAGAAUGAUGUCACUGUACUAUAAUAGAUGACCUCUUAACAUUUCAUUCCAAACCUGAAAUUCUAUGGGACUUUGAGCCAUGUCAGGACCUUGAACUUGGAAUGAUGGGGCUCCCACAGUAGCAGGGGCCUUUUUAGGGGACCUUUCAUAUUGCCCUACUACCUAUCUCCCUCUGGUGAUAAAAAAAAAAAAAAAA
Pipistrellus kuhlii (Kuhl's pipistrelle) is the source of this 2386-nucleotide messenger RNA. RefSeq names its product ST6 N-acetylgalactosaminide alpha-2,6-sialyltransferase 5 (gene ST6GALNAC5). The coding region runs from base 247 to 1269 and encodes 340 amino acids. The record is from RefSeq and is a predicted model, not a curated record. Lineage: Eukaryota; Metazoa; Chordata; Mammalia; Chiroptera; Vespertilionidae. Gene Ontology annotation, molecular function: alpha-N-acetylgalactosaminide alpha-2,6-sialyltransferase activity. Gene Ontology annotation, biological process: ganglioside biosynthetic process; oligosaccharide metabolic process. The transcript has 5 exons.